AUGAGGGACUACAAGUUGGUUGUGCUCGGCGCGGGCGGUGUUGGAAAGUCGUGCUUGACAGUGCAGUUUGUGCAGGGCGAAUACUUGGAUACGUACGACCCCACGAUCGAGGACUCUUACCGCAAGUCGAUGGAGAUCGAUGACAAGGCGUUCGACCUGGAGAUCCUGGAUACGGCGGGGGUGGCGCAGUUCACGGCGAUGCGUGAGCUGUACAUAAAAUCAGGGAUGGGGUUCCUGCUGGUGUACUCGGUGACGGACCGGCAGUCGCUUGCCGAGCUGAUGGAGCUGCGGGAGCAGAUCCUGCGGAUCAAGGACUCGAAGCGAGUGCCAAUGGUGUUGGUGGGCAACAAGGCGGACCUGCAGAACGAGCGGGCGAUUUCGGUGGAAGAGGGCAUCGACGUGAGCAGCCGGUGGGGCAAGGUGCCGUUCUACGAGACGAGCGCGUUGCUGAAGAGCAACGUGGACGAGGUGUUCAUCGACCUGGUGCGCCAGAUCAUGCGCGCGGAGCUAGAGACGCUGGAGGGGCAGGGGGGGACGCCGGGGACGCCGGGGGCGGUGCCGGCGGCGACGCGCAGCACGGUGGAACUGAACAGCGUGUCCAACGGGCCCGGGUCGGCGCUCACGCACAAUGAGUCCACAAACAGCUUCCACAAGGUGCAGCCGGCGACGGUCGUCAACGGACCCAGCCCGGCGAUGCUGAACAAGAAGAAGUCGAUUCUACGCACGUCGCAUAUCGGGCCUGCGAAGCCGGAGAAGAAGAAGAAGAAGAAGGGCCUGGCCUGUGUGAUCUUGUAG
Messenger RNA from Eremothecium gossypii ATCC 10895, 795 nucleotides. It is a transcript of the gene RSR1, whose product is annotated as Ras family GTPase RSR1. Lineage: Eukaryota; Fungi; Ascomycota; Saccharomycetes; Saccharomycetales; Saccharomycetaceae. The record is from RefSeq and is marked provisional. The transcript has a single exon. Gene Ontology annotation, cellular component: plasma membrane. Bases 1 to 795 code for a protein of 264 amino acids. Gene Ontology annotation, biological process: signal transduction. Gene Ontology annotation, molecular function: GTPase activity; GDP binding; GTP binding.